AUGGCAACAGACCUUUUGAAGGAGCAAUACAACAACCUGCAGGAGGAAAAUGAUCAAUAUAAAAAGCUCAUCAACCAGCAGAAGGAUUAUUUGGCCUCUCUGAAUAAGGAGGUAAAUGUGUCAGAGAGCAAAAUUCAAGAGAAGUUAACAGUCCCAGGUGGCCUCCUGAAACAAGAAGGGAAACACAGACGCCACAGGAAACACAUCCGUGUCUUGGAAAACAAACUCAACCAGGACACUAUUAAGUUUGAUGAGUUGCUGUGCAGGAACAUGGAGUAUCGCAAAUACAUUGCCCACCUGCUGCAGCAGAAAGGGGUAUGGUGCAAUAUCGAACAGAAAUUCAACCGACAGUUGGCUACACAGGAAAACAUCACAGAGAAACUGGGGGAGAGGUUCGCCCUCGCUUUCAACCAAAGGUCAGAAGCCGAGACCCGAAUGUUGGAGGUGAAGGAGUGCAUCGAGGUUGAGACAGCUCAUUUCAUCAGAAGAAGGAUGCAGCUGAAAACGCUCAUUGCCCAUGACGCAAAACUGCAGACUUUCAUGGAGACAAAACUCCAGGAAAUUUUUCCUUUAGAAGAAGAUGAAGACUCCAAGAAGAGAAAGAAACAACAGCAGUAUCAGAAUGGAGUUAAGAAGCUGGAGAUGUACAUGCAGGGACACAGCACGCUAGUGGAGGUCACAGGGGAGAGAGACCUGCAUCAGAUAGGCCUCAUGUUUACCCAGAAUGAGCAGAAGAAUUUUGCUCAUAUGCAAUACCUGAACGAGCUGCAUGACAGAAGGAACAUGCUGAAGAACAAAACAGAGCAGCUGAAGAGUGAUAUCUUGUCCCUAGAAGAAGAGAACAGAGGACAUGAGGAGCAGAUUAACAGCCAGCUUAAAGAUCUAGAGUCUGAGUUGGAGAAGUUUAGUUGUCUGUCAGAGUCCCUGGAGAAGCAGUGCGCUGUGGUUCAGAGAACUCUGGACCAGCUGACGACUGCCAUCAGCGGCCUUUUAGACGAGAUAAUGCAAGAAGCUGUCGUCGUCAAUCUUGACAACAUUGCACACUUUACAAGUAUUCUUGAGGAGAAUAUUAGUAAUCUGCUGAUCCAGGCCAACAACGUGGACGACGAGCAGAUGGAGUUAGCUCCUCAGGACAUGCUGUUGGCCAACUCUGACUUGCUACCAGAAGCGGAGGCAGUCGUGGAAACGGCACGCGGCAAGUCUCCUUCACGCUCCCUAAAGUCUGCCUGA
Molecule: messenger RNA, 1230 nt
Organism: Anoplopoma fimbria (sablefish)
Lineage: Eukaryota; Metazoa; Chordata; Actinopteri; Perciformes; Anoplopomatidae
Product: coiled-coil domain-containing protein 63-like
Exons: 9
Coding region: 1-1230 (409 amino acids)
Biological process (GO): outer dynein arm assembly; cilium movement
Cellular component (GO): axoneme
Source: RefSeq, a predicted model, not a curated record